AUGUCCAACUCCACCAUUGCUGCCACACUCGAAAAACUUGUUGAGAAACAAUCGGAAAUAAAAUCAACACUUUCCAAGUUGAAAGAAGAAUUAGAAAAUAUUCCCAACACAGACAAGAAUGCUUCAAAAAUUACUAAUUUACAACAACAAGUAGAUAAAACCGAAGAACGAUUAAAAAAGCUCGAUGAAGAAAUUUCUCAUUAUCGGUGGGAAAAUGCUAAAACUGGUAUUUUCAGCCUCAUCAUCAUGAUUGUAAUUAUUAUUGUGGUUUUAAUUGUUGGAGAUCAAUUAGGAUACUUUUCGUUACCUCAAUUAAUUGCAAGUGUAUUUGAAACAAAAGAAAAAGAUGUAAAUGAACAAAUCAGAGAAAUGAUGGCUAGGCAAAAGGAAGAGUUUGAGUAUGGCAUGAGAAAUUUAUAA
Molecule: messenger RNA, 420 nt
Organism: Naegleria lovaniensis
Lineage: Eukaryota; Heterolobosea; Eutetramitea; Acrasida; Naegleriidae
Exons: 1
Coding region: 1-420 (139 amino acids)
Biological process (GO): cell wall macromolecule biosynthetic process
Molecular function (GO): nucleotide binding; aminoacyltransferase activity
Source: RefSeq, a predicted model, not a curated record